Molecule: messenger RNA, 1225 nt
Organism: Trematosphaeria pertusa
Lineage: Eukaryota; Fungi; Ascomycota; Dothideomycetes; Pleosporales; Trematosphaeriaceae
Exons: 2
Coding region: 365-1225 (286 amino acids)
Source: RefSeq, a predicted model, not a curated record
GGAUGAACGAUGCAGACGCUGGGGGCUGCCUUACCCACCCUCUGGCCCGUCAACCCUUGGGUCAGCUACAGUAUUAGCGGCGACCCUGAUCCACCGAUGGCGCCCCAGCCAACGGGCGGGGAACUGUGUUGUCGCAUCACGCUUCCAUGGCGACGUUGGUUGUUGAAACCGUUGCACUGUGGCGCUAGGCUUUGACGUCGAUCGCCGGCAAACGGGCCCAAAGCAGGCUAGCGGCUGAACGCCAGCCGCCAGCCCUCGCCGUGUCUUUGCUCCGCACCUCGUAUGACACGACAGUUGCCCGCCCGCGCGCGGCGACAGCACGCAAAGCCGAGAGUUGUGAUCAGGUCAGCGCGGGGACGGGCGCAUGGAGUGCGUUUUCUGGAAACGCAGCCGCGAGCGGGCUGGAGCGAGUCCGAGAGCGAAUCGGACUCGCUCCACAAACGGCUACGUCUGCACCGAAUUUUGCGUUGCUCUGAGCCGGGGAGCUGGAGUACUCAAGAGAUGCGGGACUGGAGGUUGGGGUCGCAGAGGACGCAGCGUGGUGUGGUGGCCGGAUGGUGAGAGCUCACGAGGCCUGCUGCGUCCUCCGAUCCUGUCUAGCGGAACCGCAGACUGCACAGAGCGGCAGGUCUGGGACGCCAGCCAGAUAAUACAGGAAGGUGCGAAUGGACGCUCCUUCCACGGGAUUGACAGACUGCCACUUCUUCCUCCGCCGGAAUGCCUCUGUCCUUGCUUCGCACUUUCGCCUUCAGUGAAGAGAAGGGAGACCGUUGAUCCUUGCCCAGCUCUGCAAAAUGAGAUUCAUCCACUUAUCAAACCACAGCAUGCACGACAGAGAAUUCGGAGCCCCACGUAUACCACAGCGUUCGAUGUUGAUGAUCUGGAAGCCUGGUACGAGCGAGUCUAUCUCACCGCGGCAUGGCAUGGGAGAAGCAGGUUGCGGGAACGAGAUCUCUGGUCGGUCUCGAAUUCCUCAGUGAGAGCCGGCCAACAAGCCUACGUCUGCCGCACGACGAAGGACAAAGAUACCAGAUCCAGACCGCCCCUAUCGACUCACAUUCAGACUAUUGGAAUCGGGCAGGUGGUCGAAGCAAGAAGGAGAGGUGAGUGGACCUGCAGUGGAGGCUCAAUAUCGUCAAGCCAAUCCGGAAGUCGCGACCCCUUCUGCGACCACCCGUUGCCAUAUCGCCUCUUGAUCGACCCCAGCAAUUCUCUUCAUCCAUAA